AGGUUCCCGCCAGAUGGCGGCUGGAUGGACUAUAAAGAAGCGCGCGGAUUUGCUGGAGGACAUAUAGAAAGCGUCUUGCGACACACAAGUCACUUUUGCUUCGACUGCUUCCAUUUGAGUGCCCACAGCAGAAAAAAAGGAGAGCAGCAGCAGAAAUGGCGAUUGUUCGGCAAGCAGUUGUUCUUGUAGCCCUUGUUGGAGCCUGCUGGGCACACAAGGACGGUGCCCCCGAAUCGGCAUGCGCUACCAUGAUUCCCGGGCACAAAGAUUCAACACACGAAGAGGCCGGACCCUCGACGCCCUUUCACCUUGUCCAGGACAAGCGAGACUUUAAGGCCGGAGACGUCGUCGCUGUUACACUGUCAUCCAGCGGCACGCCCUUCAAGGGUUUCUUCGUGAAGGCUUUUAACGAGAACAACCAGGAAGUCGGACAGUUCGAGGCUAGCUCCGAUGCCAAGGCCGUCACCAAGUGCUCCGGCGUUACUCACACCAGCCCCACGGACAAGACCGCCGUCAAAGUCCUCUGGAAGGCACCUGAGGGAGCCGCCGGCAAAGUGCACUUCAGGGCAACUGCUGUCAUCGACUAUCACAAGAGCGUCACCGGUAUUCAGAGCACCGUGGCUUAAGCAUCAUCCGAACCAUUUCCUCUGCACAGUGUCCUUUCCAAGACUUUCUACAGAUAAAUGAGCUAUACUCGUCUCGCGACAUUCGGAAGCGCACCAGGAGAACAUUGGAAUGUCAUCAAUAAAUAGAAAUGUCACCGUUA
This is a messenger RNA of Rhipicephalus microplus (southern cattle tick), 766 nucleotides long. Its product is annotated as putative defense protein 3. NCBI's taxonomy places the organism in Eukaryota, Metazoa, Arthropoda, Arachnida, Ixodida, Ixodidae. The record is from RefSeq and is a predicted model, not a curated record. Gene Ontology annotation, cellular component: membrane.